CAAAGGAGGAUAGAGUUUGGGUGGGGAUGAGGGGUCGCAAAGACAUGGAUUUUCUCUCCAUGGCGACACGGGCUAUCCCAUGCAGACGAAUAUCUUUCUUCUUUCGUCGCUCUUCUUUUCCAUCCCUCCCCCUCUCUUGUGUCAUUGGCCACCUGCUGUGACAAGAGCCUACUACGCGCGUGUACCACGAGCCUCAACCGCCACACGCAGGGGACGGAUAGUGACUGCACACUAACAAACCGACUACAUCAUACAUGCUGAGUCUAGGCGCAGUCUGCCCUCGAACAGAAAUCCUUAUCUGUGCCAGUCCAACUGACUUUAUAUGAAGUCGCUAACUCGGAUUUUUAAGCAGAGAGUGUGCCCUACCACAGAGCGGAGGUGUGUCUUGUGUCCAGCCGCUGCGCAAACUUGGCAACCUGCUGAUUUUGUUGUUACGGGCACCAGGACACGGUGAGACGGUCCUCGCUCCCUCCUCGCUAGGCGACAGGGCUAAUUAGUAACCCGGGCUAGCUGCCCCUCAUGCGUGGAGUUUAUUGCAUGGACACACCAUGGCUACAUUUGUCUGCAGGGUUCAGUUUCUAGAUGACACCGAUCCAUUCAACAGCACCAACUUCCCGGAGCCGACACGACCGCCGCAUUACACGUUCCGAGAGGACAUCCCGCUUAUCAAUCAGAUAGCUGGGGUGCACCGGCUUCUCAGAGCCCCCCAUAAGCUUGAUGACUGUGCUUUGCAGCUGUCCCAUAAUGGCACUUACCUGGAUCUGGAGUCUUCCUUGGCUGAGCAGAGAGAUGAGCUGGAGGGCUUCCAGGAGGACAUGGCAGGGACUAGAGGGAAGAAGCAUAGUCUUGUCUUGCGGACUCAGUUGACUGUCCGGGUACACGCAUGUAUUGAAAAACUCUACAACUCUAAUGGUCGGGACUUAAGGAGGGCACUCUUUUCUCUGAAGCAGAUAUUUCAGGACGAUAAGGAUCUGGUCCAUGAGUUUGUGAUGGCCGAGGGGCUGACAUGUCUUAUCAAGGUGGGAACUGAAGCGGACCAGAACUACCAGAACUACAUACUCAGAGCCCUGGGCCAAAUUAUGCUCUACGUUGAUGGGAUGAAUGGAGUAAUCAAUCACAUUGAGACCAUCCAGUGGCUCUAUGCCCUUAUUGGAUCAAAGUUCCGGCUGGUUGUGAAGACAGCUCUGAAGUUGUUGCUGGUGUUUGUGGAGUAUUCAGAGUCCAACGCCCCUCUACUAAUAGAAGCUAUAUCUACUGUGGACACCAAGAGAGGGUGUACUCGUUGGUCUAAUGCCAUGGAAAUCUUAGCCGAGAAGGAUGGAGUGGACACAGAGCUUCUAGUGUACACUACAACCCUCAUCAACAAGACCCUCUCCGCGUUACCCGACCAGGACUCGUUCUAUGACAUGGUAGAUGUCCUGGAGGAACAGGGGAUGGAGGGUGUGGCUAAGAGGUUUCUGGGCCGGAGAGGCACAGAUUUGGAUCUCAUGGAACAGCUCAAUAUAUACGAGGCAACUCUUCGUCACGAGGAUGGUGAUGAAGACUGUCUGCCACCCCCUGGGAUUUCUGGACGCAAGGUCAACCUAGGGGGCGGGAACAAGAGGAAGGGCCUGGAAAGGAGGCGGAGCCGCAGAGCCUCCCUUGGACGAUCUGGGAACGCCUCUCCCUGCAGCCCGUCUCCUCAACGUUCCAGGUUUCAACGGUUCAACGGACUGGGAGGAGAGGACAUGAGUGAGAGAAAUGGAGUUCAGUGGACAACCACAGACAAGCCUGCUCUGGGUGGUCUCAUCUCCUCCUCCUACAGACAACACCAGGAGUCCCUGGCCGCCGAGAGGGAGAGGAGGCGCGCGGAGAGAGAGGAGCGUCUGCAGAGGAUUGAGAGGGAAGAGAGGAACAAACACAACAGAGACUAUGUGGACAAAAUGGAGGAGGCCAGGAUGGCACGGGAUGAGAGAUAUAAACACGUGGAACGUUUGGCUGCCGAAGAGUUUGAGAGGGACCGCGUGCCCAGGUCACGGCCUGACCUAAGUCUGAACUUUGACCCAGCGGAAGCCUGGCACCCCACCUCAUCCUGCAGCCCCACCCCCUCAUCCUCCGUGGCAUCUCAGGACGAGGAACCAGACGGAGAACCAGAAGGACCUGACACAGAACCAGAGGAAGAGUGUGAAGACCUAAAGCCAGAGGAUUUCACUUCCUGUCCAGAACCAGAGGAGACCAAGGCAGAACCUGGUCAAGAGGACCUGAAAGAGAAGAAGGAAACAGAAGAGCCUAAAGAGGAAGCAGAAGAAGAGAAGGAAGUCAGAACAUCUGAGAAGGAGGGAGAAGAGGAGGAAGAGGCAGAGACACCGCCGGAGAAGGGGGAGAGGGAGGAGGAAGAGGCACCACCGGAGAAGGGGGAGAGGGAGGAGGAGGAGCAGGAGGACAGCGGGAUCCUGAGUGACAAAGAGCGACAGAAUGAAGAAGUGAAUGAGAAAGACAACUGCUCUGCCUCCAGUAUCUCCUCUGCCAGCAGCACCCUAGAGAGAGAGGAGAGGGGGAGCACUGACAACGGCCACUGGAUCCAGAGUGUCAAGGAUGUGGCUGUAAAUGAACAGUGCAGCAACAUCCUCCACAGCAAGCUCUUCAUGUUGGACAUGCUUUACUCGCAGAGCCCCAAGCCCUGUGCAGACGAGGAGGGAGAGGAGGGAGGACAGGAGAAAGGGGAGGAGGGGGAGGCCAAACUGGAAGCCAGCCAACCACCGGGCGAGGGAGAGCAGGAUGAGAAUGCCCAAAAAAACGUCUCCCCGGAAAAACACCCAGAAAAAAUAGGAUCUAAUUUGAACGUCCGGGCCUUUGCAGAGAGAUUUGGUGAUUUGGUAAAGGGCUUGGGGUCCCCCCCCACCCCCCUCGAUAGCCCCCCUUAUGAGGCUGAUGUUGAAAUAGAGAAGCCCCCUCCACUACCCCCCAAAAAAGAGUCCGACACCAUCUGGGACCAGCUCCUGGCCAGUCCUCGGGAGCUCCGCAUCAGAGACAUCGACUUCACCGACCUGAAAGAGGAAGAUGACCGAGACCUUUUGGACGUCGGUCUGAUGGGGGGGUCAGACUCCCUGUGUCACCCUCCUCCCCCCACCCCCCAACCCUUACUCCCCCCUCCUCCACCCAUGUUUGGCUUCCCCCCUCCUCCGCCCAUGUCUGGGAUGAGAGGCUUGCCUCCUCCUCCUCCCUUCUCUACAGCCCUGCCGUCUCAGCCCCUGUUCCAGAAGAAGAAGAAGACCAUCAAGUUGUUCUGGAGUGAGGUGCAUCCAUCAGAUUCCCAGUACAUCGGUAGCCGGAGUAGUGGAGACUCUCUGUGGUCCAAACUGGAACCGGUCAGAAUCGACACCUCCAAACUAGAGCACCUCUUUGAAACCAAGUCUAAGGAAAUACCGGUCACCAAGAAAACAGCAGCAGAUGGGAAGCGUCAGGAGGUCAUUGUUUUGGACUCCAAGAGGAGUAACUCCAUCAACAUCGGCCUGACCGUCCUCCCACCCCCCCGCACCAUCAAAACCGCCAUCCUCAACUUUGACGAGUACGCACUGAACAAGGAGGGCAUCGAGAAAAUCCUGACGAUGGUCCCUACGGAGGAGGAGAAGCAGAAGAUCCAGGAGGCCCAGCUGGCCAACCCCGACAUACCCCUGGGCUCAGCAGAACAGUUCCUCCUCAUUCUGUCCUCUAUUAGCGAACUGUCUGCCCGCCUACAGCUCUGGGCCUUCAAGAUGGACUACGAGGUCACAGAGAAGGAGGUGGCAGAGCCACUGCAGGAUCUGAAGGAGGGCAUGGAGCAGCUGCAGAAGAACAAGACGCUGCGCUACAUCCUGUCUACGCUCCUCGCCAUAGGAAACUUUCUGAACAGCACCAACGCUAAAGGUUUUGAGCUGAGUUACUUGGAGAAGGUUCCUGAGGUGAAGGAUACAGUGCACAAGCAGUCUCUUCUGCACCAUGCUUGUUCAAUAGUUGUGGACAACUACCCUCAGAGUACUGACCUCUACUCAGAGAUAGGAGCCAUCACACGCUCUGCCAAGGUGGACUUUGACCAGCUGCAGGAGAACCUAGCACUGAUGGAGCGCCGCUGCAAAGCAUCAUGGGACCACUUGAAGGUGAUUGCCAAGCAUGAGAUGAAGCCCACCCUGAAACAGAAGAUGUCUGACUUCCUGAAAGACUGUGCCGAGAGGAUCAUCAUUCUGAAAAUAGUCCACCGAAGAAUCAUCAACAGGUUUCAUGCUUUCCUGCUGUACCUGGGACAUCCAGCCUACAGUAUCAGAGAGAUCAGUGUCCACCGCUUCAGCAAGAUCAUCAGUGAGUUUGCUCUAGAGUACAGGACCACCCGUGACCGGGUUCUGCAGCAGAAACAGAAACGAGCCGACCACCGGGAACGCAACAAAACCCGCGGCAAGAUGAUCAUGGACGUCAAUGCACCCUCAGAUGAUGAAGAGGAGCAGGAGUCCACAGGACGGUGUAAUGCUGGCAGCAGCAGCAGCGCCCCCAGUGGUGUGGUGGAGUGUGUGCAGCCUCAGGGAUUGGGCCAUGCAGAGGAUGCAGCCGAGCAUGAGUUCAUGAAGGCAGUACUGAAGACCAGCCUGCAGGGUGGCGACAGAGAGGUCUCGGGGGUGCCAGGGCUACGCACACGUACCAGGUCCCGUCCUGGCCGAGGUGGCCGUAUCCAACAGGCUUGGACACCAACCAUGGUGGUGGGCCCGGAGUCUCAGAGGUCUGGCGAUGAUGAAGCUGAUGAGAUCAUGGAGCGCAUCGUGAGGUCGGCCACUCAGGGCCCAAGUCAGAGGGCAGUGCCCCGGGAGAGACGAAGGUCACGAGCCAACCGCAAAUCACUAAGACGGACUCUGAAGAGCGGUCUAACGCCAGAAGAGGCUCUACUUCUUGGACUCUCGGAAGGCUCAGAGAUGCCAGUGUGACGUCCCCCCUGACAACAGGGGGUGGGGAAUGCCAUGGAGCGCACCCCGAAACCCUGCCUUGCUACGCUUCUGCCUUCACAGCCCCGCUCCAACCAAUCAGUAGCCUUAUUAGUGGCUUUCAUUGUGCUGGCAGGGAAUCAUGCGUUAGUAUAAUGCAUCAUUGGUUGAUAAUGACCUCUUUGUUAAAGGGUCUCUUCAGACAUCUCUUAAGGAACAGGCUGAAGAACAGCAGGAAGAACAAAAAGGAAAAAUGCAUUUCCAAAAGUAUAAAUUGUUGUUAGAACAGAUUUUUGGGGAAACAACUUUAUGUAAUCUGGUUUAAUGAGAAUGAAUCUAAAAUGUCAUCAUUUUGCCUCAAGGCUUGACUGGAGACGGAUUCGUCAUUUGAUUUUUAUCAAUAUAUUUAGUUACAUUUAACUGGGACAGCCUUUAUAAAUGAAACACAUUAAGGGAUAACAGUUUCUGCUUGCUGUAAGCAAUGUUUUACUCAACUAGCUGCAGUAGACAUGUACCGUGCCCUCCAGAUGUUAGGAGACAGUGAAGUAAAAAACAUUCAAGGAAUAUGAAAAUAAUAUUUAAAAAUGAAUUUGAGGGAUAAGUACAGAAUGUCACCUUUUCUUUCUGUCUGUUUCAAAACAUACAGUUGUGCUCAUAAGUUUGCGUACCCUGGCAGAAAUUGUGAAAUUUUGGCAUUGAUUUUGAAAGUAUGUAUGCCAAUGCUAUGACACACCCCCACUAGGCUUGAUCGAUGAGGUGAAAUACUUUGGAUCAUCUGCAGUUCCUUUUUGUCUCCAAACUUUUGCCUUCCUAUGACUGACAAUGCUUCACCAUCCUCUCGUCUUUCCAUAAUAUUCUAUACUGGCUGAUCUCAGUACGUUUUAGCAAAUUCUAGUCUGGCCUUUUUGUUUUUGGUGCUGAUCAAAGCAUCUUGCUGUGUAUUGUAAUUCCACUAUUGAGGUUUUCUGUGACAGUAGAUUUUGACACUUUCACCCCAGAAUCCUGUUUUGUUGUUUACCUUGGCCAACCUUGUUGUUGCCAUUUGAUAAAGACACCAGUGGUUUCUUUCUUUUUAGGACAUUCCAAACUGUAGAUUUUGCUAUGUCCGACUUUUGUGAGAAGCAGACUCCAAAGCCAGAAGAAGAACUACACAGUGCCAGUGCUGUUAUUCUUAGUUUGUAAAACAUUUAAGUGGUGAAAUAGAUUAAGAGGACAUUGUACUUUUACUUCAUAUUCAUCUUUUAAUUGUAUCUUCAUAUUCCUUGAGUAUUCAGGUAAAAUAGCUGUUUGAACUUUACUCUCCUAAUACAUCUGGAGGCUGAAUAUCUUCUGUAUUAAAACUCUGAACUUCCGUUGGAAGAAAGACAAUGUUUUUUUUUUUAUUAUCGCUCCCUUCUCUUCCUUCCCAAACUGAAGAAUGUUCUGCCAUUCUAAGGACACAACUGUAAGGAUGUGUUGUUUUGUAACGCCAUUCACCAGUACACUUUGCUAGAAGCAAUUAAUUAACAUCACCUUGACCUGUCAAAACUGGCUUCUUAAGUAAUGGGAUAUUUGAGUCUCUCUCGGUUUGUCACCUCCGAUCGAUUGUUUGAGUUUUAUUCCUUUGAUGCGAGGAAGGCUGUUGGUUUGGUGUGUGCCUUUAGGUUUACAUGUAUUCUACAGCACUUACCUUUCUCUGCCAUAUUUCUCAUCCUCUUUGUCACUUUUUCUAGUUAAGGCCAUGAUAUUUUCCUGGUUACAUCGCUAGGAAUUCUCUCUAAACCUCUAAACAACUAUUUCGAACUAGUAUGUUGUUUCUUAUUAAGUUAUAGUAAAAAGUACAUGAAGAAUUAGCAAUUUCAUUCAUGUUGUUUUUUUAUUUCAACCAAAUGGUUUUACCAAAAUGUGUUAAAGUUUAAUUUAUAGUUAUAAAAUUAUUGAAUAUUUAAAUAUUUUACUGCAAAAACCUGAGGGACAGUUUUAGGGUUUUAUAAUUCCCCCAAAAACGUUUUGCAAGUUGCCAGGAAAUUCAAGAACCCUCUUAAAGGAUUUUGUGAAAACAUCACACAUUUUCAGGAUCUUUCUGGAAUUUUGAAUUACCUAACUGGAUUUAAAAACAGCAAGUAAGCUUUAAGACUUAAAGGUUAUUUUUCCAAGCUAAAGCCUAGGUGUCAUCUCUGAGAGCUCAUGCAAGAAUUCAGGCCUCAACUGAUUACAUCAGUUGUUGGUAAACAUAGUUCCCAAGGGAUACUUGACAGUUCUACCAGUCCUGUUUCCCUGAAGUUGAUGCUUCAUGUUGUUCUUUAGACAAUAAAAAAAAACAAUUCUUAUCAGACAUAUUUUAUCUCAGAAGAAUUGUUUAUAAAUUGUAAAAAAAAAUAAAAGAAAGAAAAAGAUUAAACAAGUAUUUUAAAGGAAAACUGCAGGGGAAAUGUGUAUAGAAGAUGUAGAAUGACUGAGUUGUUGUAGCUAUACUAUUGUGUCUGUUUAGUGUGUUUUCUUUGUUUUUUUUCUGUAGCAUAGUGUAUAGUUUGAGAAAAAUCAUGAUUUGGGAUUUAAAAAGAAGCAAAAACAAGCAUUUUAUGUUCACAGGGUACAUUUAUAUUUGUUGUUUGUUACAAGGGAGAGAAAAUGUGGUCUCUUUGAAAAUAUUCUUUGUUCCCCAAGAAAUGAUACUGUUCUGUUUAAUGGUUGUUGAUUCAAAUUGACUUUGAUUUUGGAAAUUGUACAAUUUUACUUUCAACAGUGAACUGAACACUUAUAAUGCUGUUGGAUAUAAUUUAUGUUACACCUUUCACUUAGGACUCUACACAUUGUGCAAUAAACACGUUGUUCACUAAAUAAAAGGUGUGUGUGGAUGUUUGUGUUUGGGGGGGUUCUGUAGCCUACAUUAAAAUGCCCAUUCAGAUGUUGA
Esox lucius (northern pike) is the source of this 7818-nucleotide messenger RNA. It is a transcript of the gene fhod3a, whose product is annotated as formin homology 2 domain containing 3a. The record is from RefSeq and is a predicted model, not a curated record. Lineage: Eukaryota; Metazoa; Chordata; Actinopteri; Esociformes; Esocidae. Gene Ontology annotation, molecular function: actin filament binding. Gene Ontology annotation, cellular component: cytoplasm; cytoskeleton. Gene Ontology annotation, biological process: actin filament network formation; cardiac myofibril assembly; sarcomere organization.